AUGGCUAACUCGCCAUACCCUACAGCGCCAGCACAGCCUCAGCCUCGUCCCCAGGCUCCAAGCCAAUUCCAACAUCAACACCAAAUUCAGCGACCUACAGGCUUCGAUCCGAAAGUCUUGCUGAACCCAGGGGGAGCAUCAAACACCGCUGCUGAUGACGAGCGGUUCGAUGGCGACUUUGGCGUUGGCAACCUGAUCUCGAGGCACCACAACCUCACGGACCGGGCAGAAGCGCCCGCAAAGCGACGCAAAGUCAUGUCCAGCGGAGACGACGACAACGAUCAGCUGAAGAAGUCCCGCGGUCCAGCAUCUCAUAUCGGCAAUGGCGGCGGUAUCAUCAGCGACAGCAUCAAGAAGUCUCAAGACAAGGAGGAGGACUCGCAGCAACCCGCACAGCCAUCGAUCGACCUCACCGUUGACGACGAUGCGCAAGAUGAUGACGACGAUGAUGUCCAGUUCGUGUCAGAAGUUCUCAAGCCAUCCAAGGAUAACGCCAACGAGGAAGUCUGUCUUGGAGUCCUCCAUGUGUCUGGCAACGUCCACAGGAUCCCGGCGCCGUCUUCCAGCAAGACCGCCAAUGCCCUGGGUCGUGAAAUGUGGCCUCCAAUGAGACUGAUCUUCAAGAAGGAGAAUGCGGCCAACAACAUCAUCGAUCUGUACGAUCCCACAAGAGCCAAAUUUGGCACCUUAGAGGCGAGAGCUGCAGCGGCUCUUGGCCCAAUGAUCACAGGAGCUCCUACCUUGAAGUUGCGAUGCAUCUUCAGUCUGCCCGGUCGGAAGCGAUCGCAAGAUGAAUAUCCCGGCAUGCGUGUAUCACAGAAUGUCAAGGUCGACGCCACGCUGUUCUCGUCUCGCCAAGCGGCAGAUCAAAUCGGCAAAUAUCUCUCGAAGCGCCAGUACUUCUUGACGACCCCUCUCAUCAGCCCCGGGCGGCCGGUGCUCAACCCACAGAUCCCGAAGAACUACGGUCCUGCGGUGGGUGGAACUUCUUCGACGACCAGGGUGAGCGGGACCGUCACAUACGUCGUGCGCACCGCGGAGGAAAUGCGCAGCCAGGCGAGCAUGAUGUUCGAUAAGAUCAUGGAUGAUUCAAAGCUGCCGGGGAUGGAGGCGGACAGUGCAAUCAUUCGGACACCUCUGAUGGACCAUCAGAAGAAGGGCCUUCACUUCCUCGUCGACCACGAGCGGGCAAGUUCGGAGUACAAGGACGUUAAAGAGCUUCCCAGCCACUCACUUUGGCUACCGUCUGACAAUGGCCGCAAAACUUGGUACCACAUCAUUACCGGCCAUGAGGUCCGCGAAAUGCCUGAAGAAAUCCGAGGCGGUAUCCUGGCAGAUGUCAUGGGUUUGGGAAAGACUCUCAGCAUCAUGUCCCUUGUGGCGGCAACACAAGCCGCCUCACGACAAUUUCGAGUGACACCAGCAUCCGGCGCCCUGGUCAAUGCAAAGGCUACUCUUAUCAUCUGCCCCAAGUCGGUGCUGUCCAACUGGACCGAACAGAUUGGAGCCCACAGCGUUCCAGGCAUGAUCAAGUCGUACGUUUACCACGGUCCCGGCAGAACGCAGGAUCUGGAGUUUCUGGCGGCUCAAGACGUGGUGCUCACAUCGUACAACACGGCCGCUGCUGAGUUUGGCGAUGGGAUGGGCAAAAAGAAGGCCCUCUCGAGCAUCACCUGGUUCCGCAUCGUGCUUGACGAGGCGCACGGUAUUCGGACACAGUCUACACAGGUCUCGAAGGCAUGCUGCGCUCUCAAGGCUGAGCGUCGCUGGGCUGUGACUGGAACACCCAUUCAGAACGGACUUUCAGAUCUCGGCACCCUCGUCAAGUUCCUACGCAUUAAGCCCUUCGACGACAACCAUACCUGGAAUCAGCACAUCAAUGCCAAGUUCAAGACUGGCGAUGUCAGCGUCCUUGAACAGCUUAAGCUGCUCGUCGGAAGCAUCACUCUGCGUCGUGAGAAGGAUACUGUCAUCGUUGGGAAGCGAGUUCAGACUAGAGUGCGACUGGAUCCAUCGCCCGACGAAGAGCUGCUUUACAACCGAUUCGCCAAGACCAGCCGUACUCACUUCCACAACAUCACUGGAGGCGGCACCGCGAUCCGCGGUAAGGCUUAUGCUCACGUUCUCAAGUCUAUCGGCCGGCUGCGCGCCAUCUGUGCGCACGGUCGAGAGAUGUUGAGCGAAGAGGACAUGAAAGAGAUCGAAGGCGACGAUCCAAGCAACGCCAUGGUCGUGGAUCUCGGAGAAGAGCCUGAAUUUACAAAGGAUGAUGACUUUAUCACGGAGAAGCAGGCGUUUGAAACUUUCACGGCGAUGCAGGACAGUGAAGUGGAUAGCUGUCAACGCUGUGGCGAAAAAUUGGGCAAGCAGGCGGAUGAAGCGGCUGAUACCACAACGGACGAGGAGAAGAGUGAUGACAAUGACCUGCUUGGUCACCUCACGCCUUGCUUUCACGUCAUCUGCGCGGGCUGCGAAGCACAUCAUCGCGAGGAGGUCAAGAAGACUGCGACAGCAGACAAUCACCACGACUGCAGCUGGUGCGGAAACUACGUGCGCUUUGGCAUGUUCCCACUCCGUCGUUCCGCCAUCGACCGCUUCGUCGAAGCACGUCGCGCAUCCAAGCUCACCAAAGCGGCAAAAUGGGACGAAGACACUUACACCGGUCCUCAUACCAAGGUCAAAGCCCUGCUUGAAAACCUUGCAAUUUCCGCCCAGCAAACCGCCGUCCUUCCGCCCGGCGAGCCGCCCGUUCGCUCUGUCGUCUUCUCGGGCUGGACAUCCUACCUCGACCUCAUCGAGUAUGCCCUUAUGCGCGAGAACAUCGGCUUCGUCCGCCUCGACGGCACCAUGUCCGUCAAGACCCGUACCGCUAACCUCAACAUCUUCAAGAACAAUGACAACAUUACCGUCCUCCUCGCCUCCAUCAAAGCCGCCGGUCAAGGUCUGAACCUUACCUCCGCCAACAAGGUCUACGUCAUGGAGCCACAGUUCAACCCCGGUGUCGAGGAGCAGGCGGUGGAUCGCGUGCAUCGUCUUGGUCAGAAGCGAGACGUCGAAAUCGUGCAUUACAUUAUGAAGGGGAGCGUGGAGGAGGGAAUUCUGAAGUUGCAGGAGAAGAAGAAGAACUUGGCGAAGUUGAGCAUGGAUCGGAAGAAGUCGAAGGCGGAGGAUUCAUUGCAGAAGAUGAACGACAUCAAGGAUCUUUUCAAGUGA
Molecule: messenger RNA, 3213 nt
Organism: Zymoseptoria tritici IPO323
Lineage: Eukaryota; Fungi; Ascomycota; Dothideomycetes; Mycosphaerellales; Mycosphaerellaceae
Product: SNF2 family DNA-dependent ATPase domain-containing protein
Exons: 2
Coding region: 1-3213 (1070 amino acids)
Molecular function (GO): ATP-dependent chromatin remodeler activity; ATP binding
Source: RefSeq, a predicted model, not a curated record